GAACAUACACAUGUUUGUCUUCGCACGCGCGACUUCGUCAAGGAACGUUUUACUAUACGGUUAUCAUUGAUUAGAGUGAGUUAAACAAGGGCAAAGUCUCCUUAUUUAUUGAUAUACCGUGAUCAAUUUCAACAACUAGCUAUUAGAGAGCAAGUCGCAGUAAAGAAGUACGCCUCUCAGGUGUGUGGAUAAUGUCAUCCACCUGUCGAGCAAUGUAAUGAGUAGCUGUGGAAGUACUAGCAUUAGCACAAAGCUAAAGAGUUCUAGAAACGACAAUAACCAUCAGGAUUCAAUAAUAGCAAAAAAACAAGAUGGCAAAGAUAUCGAGAAUAUUGAAAAUUCUAAAAGUUACAGCUCUAACGACAUUUUAAAAGUUCCAAAGACAACUGUAUUUAUCUGUGAAAGAAACUCUAGCAAUCACUUGGAGGACUAUAGUUUUCCAAGAUUCAAACAAAGAUCUUGUGGUGAAUUAAGAAAUGAGAUUCGAAUGGCUCGCGGAGGUAUUAGUAGUGAACGUGGUCGAGGUGGAAGUGGGAGCAGCGGUGGUUCAAAGAGUCGAGCAUUUAAAAAAACAGUUGAUCAAGAUGCAAACGCAGAUAGUUGUUACUCCCAUCCACCAUCAAGACCAAAAUUUCAAGAAUCACUGAAAAAUCAAGAAAAUAAAUAUUGUGAUGAUAAAAAAAUUAAUGAGGAUUCUAGAAUAUCAAAGCUUUUAAGACGUCUAAGCAGAGAAGAUGAUUAUGACAAUUUUUUGGUUCUUUGCAAGCAACUGCAAGAAGGCAUUGUGGCUCCUGAAAAUCAAAGAUAUAUCAAGCGUAACUUGGAUGUUAUUUGCGAUAACUUAUUAGAUAUUAUGCAUGGUGGCUUCAGUCUUGAUACUAAACAUCAAAUUACCAAGUGUUUAGGAUAUCUUGGUUACAUUGCAGAUCAGGAUUUCAAACGAUUUAUGGAUUGGUUAUUCAAUAAAUAUUCUGCAGAGCGAAAAGAUGAUAUAAAAUGUUUACUUAUGAAAUCGUUUGGAGAAACUUUGAAACUUGAUAUGGAAGCACCGAAAUACAAAGAUCAUUCUAUGGCAAUGAUGUCACAAUUGCAAUCUGCUCUAGAAAAUGUUGAUCGUCCGGAACUUCUCAUCGCUACUGUCGAUUCGAUUCUUUUGAUAACUGAUGUCUACCCAGAAUGUUUUACUGAUCAUUUUCGUGACACAGUAGAUAUUCUUGUUGGCUGGCACAUUGAUUCUACUCAACAAAAAUCAAUAAUCUCCUACGCGAGUCGCAGCUUACAACGCUUACGCAAUUUUUGGAUAGCCGAUUUACAGUUUACAUUAACUUUAUUAGGGCAAUUUCUCGAAGAUAUGGAGAGCUACGAUGAAGAGCUAUCACUACCUGGCUCUGGUAGAAGUUCAUCUGGAGAAGAAGAUGCCAUUCCAUGUCCUAGAGAUUGCAUACUAAGAAUUACUUCAUUGAUAUCUGUUUUUAAUACGGUAUUAAAAUGCAUUGAGGACCAUAUGAAUCCAACUUCUUUACCAAAUAUACAGUGGUCUUUUUUAAUGGAUUGCCUUUUGAAAAUGUUAAAAACGGUUGUCAAAGCUUUGGAACUGGAUGAUGGAAUUGAAAUUUUCAACGAUAAUGAGUUAGGACUGUCACAGGAAAAUACUGAGAGCAUUACUAGAUUCAUGAAAAAUAUGAAUCUCUCUCAAAAGAGCAUCGACACUUUGUUGAAAAACUUGAACAAAGACGAUGAAAUAAAUGAGGCUGGCCUUGCUAAAUUGAUAAAGUCUUUAAAUCUGAGGAAGUGUGGUGAUAGAAAAAACAUUAAAUUCAAUGACAAAGAGACUAUUUCGAAAGAUAAAGAAGAAUCAUUAAUUAAUUUACUCAAAUUCAUGGAUUUACGUCAUAAAAAAAGUUCGGAUUUAUCACAAGAGAAGGAGGAAUUGAUCGUCGUUGCCAACGAGUGCACGUACUUGUUACUUGGACAUUUGCAAAACAGAGUUUCUAAAAGCCACGAUAUAUUGUAUAAAUUUAUUGACCUCCAAAUUCAGCGUGUAAAUAUUUUUUGGGACGACACAAUCAUAUCCAUGCUGAACACUAUCUCUAAAGUAGUCAGAGAGGUAUCGGCGAAUCUUCCUUUGGAUUUGGUACACAGUUUGCUAGGAAAAAAUUCAGAAUUAGUCAAUUUGCGCUUUCGCAGCAAUAUUGGUAUUCAGAACGCAGUUCUAAAUGUUUAUCAUAGCCUAUUGAGUCUGAAAAAUAUUCCUCUUCUGCAAGAGGCAUAUCGCUAUGUUCUUGGCGAUCUUGAAAAUGCCUACAAUACAAUAAUGCCUUUGACUGAACCACUUAUUCCUGAUAAUCCUCUGACAGAUUUGCAUUAUCAGAGGAGACAUGCCGAACUAGUUUUGAUAUUUUUGUUACGUGCAGUUUCUGAAAUAGCUAAUGCAAGCAACUCGAUUAUUGGUAUGUGGGCAUUAAAGCCUAGCAUUUUAGAACUCUUAGCUGUAAAAAUGAAGCCGCAUGACGUUACAUUAUCUAUCGAAAGUCCACUCUUGCAAUACCACAUACUAUUUUUACUCUACAAUCACUGCUCAAGAUACAACCACUUUGUGCCAAGUUCAAAUUUGAUAACAGGUGCAAGUGCCUGUCGACCUCUAGAUUUGUUUCCCGGUACAUUGGAGGUACCCACAGUGUCGCCAACCAGUGGACAUUUGUCCGUGAUAUUGAGUCUUAUCGUAAAAAUCAUCGAGAAUGAAAAACUACCAAAACAAACUCUAUUACUGCAGCUUAACUGGAUUCAAGAAAUUUUUGUACAAGCUGAAAACUAUAUUGGCAAACUCAGCAAGACUGAGGAGUGUAGAAAAAUUAUUCGCAGUUUAAUCGCUUGUGGGGCGACCACCAAUCACAAGAUUUCUCUCGUGGUCUGCAAAAAUAUCGAGAGUAUUAUGAAAUCCAAUCAAGUUUGUUGGUCUGACGAAGAAUAUUGUAGCAUUCUUGAUUUGAUAACUUUACAUUUGACAAGUUUCGACAAGACUGUUUGCGAAGCGUAUAGAAAUCUUUUAGUACACAUUCCACUGAAUAUAGUAAUAGCGAGAGUAAAUAAAGCAGGCCUACUCUCCGACAACAAGAAAUCUCGCUACAUCAAAAACUACUCGGCCGAGUCAUUGAUAUUGGCCCAGAGACUACAUAUGCGCAGUAACAUUGGGGAAAUGCAAGCCCAGCAUUUUAAGUCGUACAUGGCUUAUUUGUUGCAAGAAAAUCAAUUUGAUGCAUUGGGCCUGUGGGAACUGUUUAGUUUGUGCUGGCCAACCAUAUCGGAUAACGAAACUAUGGCUAAAAUGUACGAGUUAGGCUUGGCUAAUCGUUCGGUUCUGUUCUUUUGGGCUGGCUUCGAGGCGGCGCAACAUUGCGUACUGAACAAGUUGCGUACUCCGCUGGGUAAGCCCCAAGAGACUUUCACAACAAUCGAGGGUGCGCUGAAGAUGUUGGCCCGCGAGAUAUCUUGUCCGGGAACGACGACCACGACGGCGGCAAGCGGAGAAUCGUGCUCACUGGACUCUCAGCUGCAGGAGCAUAGCCGCGUACGGCUGUUCAUCGAUUUCUUGGAGCACCUCGAGCGUGUGAUACACAAUGCGGCGGAGGGCUGUGCUGUCGCGUUGCCGCCGCUGUCCAAGCCCGUACGCACGUUUUUUCAUACCAACCGGUCGACUUGCCGCGAGUGGCUGAACCGCAUCAGGUUGGCCUUGUGCGUGGUCUCGUUGCACGCCGGUCUGGCAAGCAGUGCCCUGCGGAACGGCCAGCGGUUGCUCGACGACCUUAGCGCUCAGGGUAAUUGCCAGACCGCGGAGUUUGAGCGAGCAGCCCUCUGCACCGCGCGCGCCAUGGUCAUGCUGUCCGAGGCCGAAGCACUACAGGGCCUUUACGUUUACGCGAAGGACCGCGACCGCAAGUUCACUUGGCUGAAAGCCGCCGUAGAGGAGGCCGCCGGCAAGUACGAAUUAGCCGCCGAGAGUUAUCACCAGGUGCUGGCCGAGCUGCAGUCGAACGGGCUGGGCAGCGCGACCGGCCAAGAUUCGCCAUCGACACCGAGUAGCAACGCGGAGGCCUGUUUCCCCGAGUCGCCGGCCAAGGUGACCGGAGCCGCCACCAGCAGCGGAGAGCUUGCGGAGACAACUCAAGUGGCGGCCUUCUGCAUGGAGCGUCUGGUCAAGUGUUACCGCGCAGUCUGCGACUGGAAGCGUCUUGAGCAAUGGAAGGUGCGUGAGACCGAGAUCCUCGAAGAGAACUCGUGUCUUCGCCGACAGCUACCGACCAAGGGUCUGGUGCUAACGCCCCAGCAGACCACCUGCCUGCGCAAGUUUGAGUGCGGGGAGGAGUUGGCGUUGCGUGAGCUGGCCGACUGGCAGCUGCUUAACGUUGAGACCGACUCGGUCAGAACCAGCUGGAGCAGUGCCAAAACUAUGGCUGAGUGCUCCAAUACUCUGACCAACAUCGCCAUGAGGAUUCACGUGGAUCAGAUGGACGGUGGCAGCGGCGAGCCCCCCGUUGACCAGGACCUCGUCAGCAAGUGCAUGAAAGUGGCGGCCAAAACUCUGGAGGAGAGCCUGCGAAAUUUACCCUCGGAGUACUUGAACGAGGCGAUACUGGCCCAGUAUUCGGCCGUUGGUCUGCUGAAUCUGCUUAAGUACGAAAAUAGCACUGUCGGUGCAAAAGUCUUUCAGAUCUCCCAGGUGGACAAGCUCGGUCUGCUAGACUCAAGCGUGCUCACUCAGAUUCUCUGGUGGUCGGACUAUUUCAAGCGCAGCGACAAGAGUGGCGGCUGCUCGCUUAGCGAAGUCAAUGGACUGCGCUUGCACGUAGCGAGAAGUGCGCGCAAAGAAGGAAACUUUGCCCUAGCGCGCCGCGAGCUAGCCAAGUACUUUGCCAUCUCGGGGCUUGGCGGACCAGGUCAGGAUAUCGACGAUAACGCCGGUGACGACGAUCACCAUCAUCGUCGCUUCCAAGCCGUCGUCGAUGGGAUUAUCGGUUGCGGUAGUGAGAGCCUCCAACCUAUUAACUGGACCAAGGACAACAUGCGGGCUUUUCGAGAGAUGUCCAAGUUGCUCUAUAAUAUGAACCAGUGCGAGGAAGCAGUGAAAGUGUGUAGCGUGACGGCCCUGGGCAUCUCUAGAAGCAUCGUCGACAGCGGCGAGCAAACGUUGCCGGAGGUCCGCGAAGUCGGUACCAAGGUGUUGCUGACUCUCGGCAAGUGGAUUCAGCUGGACGCUAAGCUCGACGACAACCCGCAGCUCGAUGAACUGUUGUACUUCGAGUCGCUGCACAACGACGGCCUCAUGGCUAAGCUGUUUGGCAAGACCACCGAGCUGAUUCCCGCUGCCGACAUCAUUGUUGGUAAGCUCGUGCAGCUUGGCGUCAAUCAGUGCCCGGACCUGCCGACCGCGUGGUCCAACUUUGCCGCUUGGUGCUACAAGUGGGGCCGCAAGAUCGUCGACCACUCCGGCAGUGGGCUUCUUACAGACACCGACAAGGCUGCCAUCCAGUCGCUGCUCCCCGUUGAUAUCACAGAGUCCGACCUAGAUACCAUUUAUGAGAUUUUGAGUCAGAAGAAUCAUGCCGCGGCUCUUGAAGAUGAAGGUGACAUUGAUACUAACGACAUCAAUCCCUUGGAGACCAUUGAGCAGCUUUUGCGCAGCGUUCCCAUUUUAAGUUGCGCAAGCACCGAUCAUUUAGCUGUUUUGGAAAACGUGUGGCGGCAAGCCGAAGCUAGAAUUUACGCUUAUUACGAGCUUUCGGCAAACGCCUACUUCAAGUAUCUGCAAUUAGCGAAAGACGCCAAUAACUGCGAGACCAUCACGGCAACUCUUCGCCUGCUUCGCCUUGUCGUGAAGCACGCGUCCGAAUUGCAAAACGUUUUAGAGUCUGGCCUCUCGACGACCCCGACGAGUCCCUGGAAGGAGAUCAUCCCUCAACUUUUCUCACGUCUCAGUCAUCCCGAGAGCUACGUAAGAACCAGGGUAUCGGAACUGUUGUGCCGUAUCGCUGAGAACUCGCCUCAUCUUAUCACCUUUCCCGCGGUUGUCGGAGCCGUGUCAUGUGGACAGAUGACAAGCCAGUUGCAGUCUAAUCAUCGACAUCAGCAGCAACAGCACUUUGAGAAAGACAACGCCGAUGAAACUGUCGAUAUGGAUUACUUUUUGGGCGAAGACCUCGACUGCCAACCAGAUCCCAAUCAAGUUUCCAUGGAUGCUUGCUUUGUGCAAUUGGCAGACUGCUUGUCCAAUAGGAUUCCGGACUCGGUUGAUCAAGUGAAAGUUCUGGUGAAAGAACUGCGAAGGAUAACGUUACUAUGGGAUGAAUUAUGGCUUGCUACUCUCUACCAGCACCAUUCAGAUAUUUCAAAACGUUUCGAACAGCUUGAGCUUGAAGUGCAAAAAGUUCAGGACAAUAUAUGGCUUUCAAAUGAAGAAAAAGAAACGCUAAUUGCCGAAAAGCACAGGAUUAUUAUGAAACCCAUCAUUUUCAUUUUAGAAAAUCUGUACUCCCUAACUUCAGUGUCUCCAGAAACUCCUCAUGAAAAGUAUUUCCAGGAGAAGUUUGGGGCAUGCGUUGAACGCGUUAUAGACAAACUUAAAAAUCCAAAGAAUCCGUCGAGGCCUCAGACAGCCGCUUUACCACUGAAGCAACUCGAGAGCAAAUUAGCUCAAAAAAUACACAAACGCGGGGCUUAUUCAUUGUUGAUGUCAGAUAUUAGUCCAAUUUUAGCCAAUUUUAAGGAUACCUGCAUUGCGAUGCCUGGAAUUUCUACCUCAAAGAUGAUUACGAUAAAAUGUGUGGAGAAUAGUGUUCAAAUAUUGCCAACGAAAACUAAGCCGAAGAAGCUAAUGUUCCGCGGUUCAGACGGACAGGUGUACACGUAUUUGUUUAAAGGCUUGGAAGAUUUGCAUUUGGACGAGCGAAUAAUGCAGUUUCUGAGUAUUUGCAAUACAAUGAUGUCGAAAAACAACGACAAAUCAGCGAAGAAAGUGUACCGCGCGCGUCAUUACUCAGUGAUACCUCUGGGGCCGCGUUCCGGCCUCAUACAAUGGGUAGACGGAGUGACGCCGCUGUUUGCGCUUUACAAACGCUGGCAGCAGAAGGAGAGCGCGAUGAAUGGUAAGGGCGGUGGCGGGGUGCUGCGACCAUCGGAGCUCUUCUACAGCAAACUGACGCCCUUGCUCAAGGAGAAGGGCAUAGCCAGCGAUAACAGAAAGGAGUGGCCCCUUUCCAUACUGAAGCAAGUUCUCGCGACGCUUAUGGCCGAAACGCCCAAAGAUCUCUUAGCCAAAGAAAUUUGGUGCAAUAGCUUGAACGCCGGAAGCUGGUGGCAGGCCACUAAGAACUAUUCCUACUCCAUGGCAGUAAUGUCGAUAAUUGGCUACAUCAUUGGCCUGGGCGAUCGUCACUUGGAUAAUGUCCUCGUCGACCUCAACACUGGCGAGGUCGUUCACAUCGACUAUAACGUUUGUUUCGAGAAGGGUAAAACUCUGCGUGUGCCCGAGAAAGUGCCAUUCCGUAUGACCCCCAACAUCAAGACUGCUCUAGGCGUCACCGGAGUAGAGGGCAUAUUCCGCGUGGGCUGCGAGGCGACGCUGCGCGUGAUGCGCCGUGGCCGCGAGACCCUGCUGACCCUGCUGGAGGCGUUCGUGUACGAACCGCUUGUGGACUGGCGGGCUGGCGGUGACGGCGGGGCGAUCGGCAGCCUGGCGCGCCAGGGCAGUCGCGGGACGGCAGAAGCGGGCGCAGGUGCGCUCGGCGGGACCGGGACCGCGGUAGCCAGCCGCCGGCAGCAGCUCGAGCACGAGCUCACCCAGGCCAUGUUCGCGGUGCGCCUGGCCGAGAUGCGCGCCGAGUGGCUGGCGAACCGACAGGAGCUCGCCGCCGCGUUCCCAGUCCUGGCCCAGCGCCUCGGCUGCUGGAUCGAGCUGGGCGAGGGCGCGCGCCACUGCCAGGAGCAGCUGCAGGACCGCCACCGCCAGUUGGCCCUGGUCAAGGAGGCCCAGGCCAUGGGCAAAAGCCACGCGCUCUACAGCCUGGUCAAGCGCUACAACACGGCCAAGCGCGCCCAGGAUCUGCUGGAGCAAGCCAAACUGGGGCUGCAAGAGCGUCUGGACGACUGCCACAAGCACAUCUCCAGUCACAAUCUGGCCUUGAGCGCCGUGCGAGGCGGCCAGCUGGGACGCUGGAUCAGCGAGCUGCAGGCCUGCGGCGGUCAGGAGGAGCAGCUGGUGUUCGAGCUGGUGAAGGAGUUCCUGCAGAACGCCGGCCAGAGCCAAAUGAUCGCGCAGUGCGAACAGUCGGAAAGCGAGCUGGGCCAGCUGGCGAUGCAGCAGUCGGUGCUGGUGCGCAGCUGCCUGGAUCUGCUCAGCCAAUACUCGGCCAUCUGUAGUCUGUACCCGCUGAGUCACAUGGCCCAGCACCGCUCGCUGGCCUACGCCGGCUGGGCGGGCAAGCUGCUGCUACAGGCGGCCUCGUUGUCCGCGGGCAGCUUGGAGGCCUGUCGCGAGGUGCUCGGCCAGCUGGAGGCGCUGGCGGCACCGGCACGCCCCGGCAGCCCACGUCUGCAGCGUACCGUGGCCUUCUCCUACCAGGUUCAGGCCAUCUUGGGCGAGGCUAACGACAAACUGACCAAGGCCUACGAGCGCAUGAUCACCGAGGGCUUGCCGGACGCGCUAGCGCGCAUCGACAAAGCCCACCUGGACUCAAAGGCGCAGAUCGCGCAGUUCCUGCGCAGCAAGGAGCAGGGCGCAGACAAGGCACUCGAGUGCGUGACCGUCGGCGCACUCUGCGCCCUCAACAAGAAGUACCUAAUGAUGGAGGGUGCGGCCAAGUGCGCCGGUGACUGCCUGGUCGAUCUCACCUCCCGCGACGGCGACUGGUUCCUCGACGAGAUGCGACUCAUGUCGUCGCUCAUCGUCGAGCUGCUCUCUCUACUGCCGUCCCUACUGCCCACCGACGACGGCCACGAGUGUGCCGAUCCGAACGUUCGUCUAGUCGUACGCUGUCUCCGCAGCGCCGACUCCAUUCACAAGGGCCUGCAGGAGCUCAACUACAACUUCCACACCAUCAUACUACCCGAGGCCACCAAGACCAUCAUCACCGAGGAGCCCACCGUCAUGCGGAUGAUCAACGAGCUCGACGACGUCAUCGCCUCCACCGGGUUCUCCCUCAUGGAGAUCCUCGAGCAGCUCGAGAUGCACAUGAGAUUCACCAUCAUGGAGAUGGACAGCCCGCACGCCAUCAUGCAGAACAUUGUCGAGUCACUAAGGAUUCGCUUUGAGGCUUUGCUCUCACGCCCGGCGGACUUGCAAGAGCUUAAUCAGGAGGAGACCCUCACUGCCGGGCAGAUGCUCCUUAUGGGCUUCAAUGGCCUCUUCGAAAAGCUGCAGAUGGAGGGUAACGCACUUAUCAGCACCCUUAGCUCUGUGGAAAUACCUGCAAGCUGGAAGAAAAUCGACCAAGUCAGAGAAGCCAAGGACAUGACUGCACCUAUCUUUAACCAAGCCGCGCGAGAGGUGCUAGAGGACAUUUUCCUGGUGAAACGGCUGUGCACCAUUCAGAGGUUCUUCUCCAUGUGUCGCGAGAUCGCCGCGGCUUUUCGUAGCGAGCCCGCAAGUGUAUUUGAAGGUGGCUUGUCCGGUGUCUACAGCGAUGAGCAGCUCAACAAGCCGAUUCGCUUCUUCACCGCAGACUAUGUGUCUCGCCAGUUGAUCGGUGUCACCUCGCAAAGUCUUGCCAUUGCUUUAUGCUUCCUACUGCAGCGCAUGGGCUUAAAUGUCAGCACGGAAAUCGAGCAGCGGGAUAUUGGCGCGGAGAGUAAAGUGCCUCUGGAAGAGCUUUGUCGAAAGGCCCUCGAUAUCGGUCUGAAGAGGGGCCUAUUUAACGGUUCCGCUCUCGCGCAAGCCAACGCGCUAAGCAGCGCACUCGAGAGUAGUUGGCGAAGGAUGCAAACUGCCAAAGCCACUCAGCAAGCAGUGGAGGUCGCCAGAGCCAGUGUCCAGAGACUGCAAUUGCAAUUAACCGCCCACUACUGGCUACAUGAAGACUACCUACUAGUCGGCUCCAAUAUCAAUCUGAUUAGUCCACUAAAUCGGGCGUCGUUCAUGCUGGAACUACGCAAGACCGCCGCUGCUCUAUCCAGUUUGCAGGCUAGGGUGAACGAGGCGCGCGAACAACAGCAGAGCCUGGUGCAGAGCGCGGUACAAAGACUCAAGUGGGCCGCCGGCGCGAACCCUGCGCUCAGCGAGGUGAUGGCAGCCUUCGACAAUGCAGUAAUCAUCAGCUGCGAGAAACUGCAGCGACAGGCCAACCUGUCCGGUUUGGUGGCUAGCACCUGCAACUCGAUCCUACACUACGAGGCGAUACGCACGCGCACUCAGGAGAGCCUGGCCAACGACGCCAACUUCGUGAAGCUGGUGAAGCACUGGGAGGAGAGCUGCGUAUUGGGCAUGAGCCUGACCAUUACGGUGACGCCGGUGGAGGAGGGCCUUGUAGAACUGCUGCAGAACAGCAGCAGCUCGGCCGAUGGCGGUAACAUCGACGCCAACUGGCUGCGCCAAACAGAGAAACUCAUCUCGGAGGCUAUUGUUGAGGCGCAGAAGAAAUUGAAGGAACGCCAGGAGAGUCUGGCCACGGCGCAGCAAACGCUGCGCGAGCAGGUGGCCCUCUUGCAAGCUAUCGUCGCUGAGCACCAUCGCCUCAUGAACGAUGUGCGGCUACCGCUUCGCAGCAUGGCCAAACAACAGAGCCUAGUGGGUCUGCGGGACUUCUUGCUGAACUACCGUUCGUGUACGGAGAGCCUUUCAUCCACCGUGAAAGAGCUAGAGUCUGAGAAUCUGGAGCCGGCGCGGGCCUCGCUACUCAAGAUGGAGUUGGAGGUACUCGCCGUUAAAACACCUCAACUCUACGACGAGCUGCUGUCGUUCGCCAAGCCGCCCGCUGCCGGCGGCGGUGAGUCGAUGGCGGCCGAGGCGACGCCGGCCCCGCCCACGAUCACAAGUAGGGCCAAGCUCGUCAGGCAGGACAGCAUAUGCCUAAGCCCUAGAAAAGGAGUGCCGGCACCAGCUCGUGACCCAACCACCGGCAAAGCUGUGCAAGAGCGCAACGCUUACGCGCUGAACGUGUGGCGCAGGGUGCGCAUGAAGCUCGAGGGCCGCGACCCCAACCCUAAUCGCAAGUACUCGACUGCUGAGCAGGUUGAGUACGUGAUACGCGAGGCUCAGAGCAUCGAAAAUCUGGCUCUCCUCUAUGAAGGCUGGACGCCAUGGGUUUGAGCGGCCACGUGGAAUACGCCUUGCACGGCGUCCUGGAAUUUAUAAAGCAUGCGCAAAUCCACGAUAACGAGCCAAGCAACAGUUACUCAGCCAGCCAGUCGGUGUCUCUUUUUCUAGAAGAAUGUCAAAGCUAUCGACCAAGAGUUAGAUAGGCGAACAAGGGACAGCAGAAGGAGAACGAAGCAGUCAAUCGUGGCUUUAGCCACACGCUGCUAUUGCUGCUGCUGCUGCCGCCGCUGCCGCUGCUGCCAUUGCUGCUAUACCGUGAUGCCUCAUUUAACUGGCGGCUUGACCAACGGCCAGUCCAUCAACCUGCGUUAAUCUGCUCACCGUAGAUGUCUCAAUUCAAAACCUCCCCUUCUCCCUCUUUCUCAAUUUCAUGAAAUAGUCAGGAGCCUUUCGACCUUAUCGAGACGUACAAGCACCGAGCAGAACCUAACGAACAAACAUUGUUAUUCAAUCAAUUCGAAUAAACAACAAUUGUAAGAGGGAACAAGAUUGAAGCGACGUUUUAUCGACUUUAUGAAUGGAUUUUGACAACAGAUUAGAAUUUGCGUUAAAUAAAUUGCUUGGGCAAAUCAAAAUAUUCAUACGCAUCUUGCCCUUAUCUCAAUUUUCGUUUUUGUCCCAUUUAUCCAUUUAAUAUUAUUUUUAUCAUCAUUACUAUUACAGCUACUACGACUAUCAUUAUUAUUAUUAUUAUUAUUAUUAUUAUUAUUAUUAUUAUUAUUAUUAUUAUUAUUAUUAUUAUUAUUAUUAUUAUUAUUACUACUACUAUUAUUGUUGUUACUACUAUUACUGUUCUCUCUGGCUAUAACCACGCUCACAGAUCUUACUGACUCUCGGCCAUUAUACUCGAUGGCAAGAUAUUUUUGCAGAUUUAAAGAUAAAUUUUUUCAAUGCAAACGAGUGACUAUUUUGAAAAAUAAUGACACAUGGCUUUUAUCGUCACUUGAACCGGGACAACCGAAAUUAUAUAAAGAAGAAUUCAUUUGGGACAAUGUUCGAUAUCAAAAGCUCAUUUAGGAUGUGGAUAUCAUAUGGGUAGAAGAAUCUAGGCCAAUAGCAUAAUAAUUAGCGAAAGUGCGACAUUUAUUCAAGUUAUAAUGAAAAUCUUCUCGAAUUACCUUGUUUGAUAUUCAAUUAGAUUACGUAAUUUAUACUCCGGUUUAUGUGUUGAUUUUCUGCAGAAAGUUACAAAAAUUUUUAAAAAUUAAUCAGACGCAUACAAAUUUUGAUGACCUAAGAAAUUUUUAAUCGUGUUUUUGAUAAAAAUGUUAUUAUAUUAAUUAAUCGUGAUCGCGGAAAUUUAAUCCAAAUCAAUAUUAUUUUUCAUUAAUUUUCGCAAAAUCAUUUUUUCAUUGAAAGUAUUUCCAGAUAUAUUAUAUUUAUAUGAAAAUUAAAAAACAGUUUGAUUGCCACGUGACUCAUAAUGAGCAUGAUUGUUUCUAUUUAAAUUAACUGAUUUUAUAUCUCUAAAAAAACACUACUAAAAGAUUAAUUUUAAAAGAUAUAUUAACCCGAUCUAUUUGAUGUGAUGUAUACUUCAAAAUCAGCGUCGCAAAACGAUUACGUUUUGACAGUUAUUAUUGAAAAAAUAAAUUAUUUUAUUUCUAAAAAUAUAUAAGGAUAACUUGAAAUAGAUAAGCUUUUAUGCGUAAUUAUUGUAGAAACUAUAGGAUGCAAACGUCAAUUUUACAGUAAAAAAGUUUGUGAGAAACAUUGCUUAUUUUUGCAAGAUGUCAAAAAUUUGACCAAACCAUUGUACGAACAAGAAAUUUUUGAAAAAAUCCUUACAUCUCGUAUAAGAAGGAUCCGAGAGUUACAUAUAAGUAGUAUAAUUUUUUAGAUAUAUUGCAAGUACAGCGGGUUUUCAAACAAAUUAAAAAAUAGGGAUAUUAACUGUUGAUUAAAAAUCAAAGCCAUUUUAAACAGCCAAUAAUGUGAAAUAGCUAAAAUUUAUAAUAUGCUUCAUUUUAAAUAAAUGAAAUUUUGACACGCGGAAGAAUUCAAAUUAAUAAAUUAUUUUUGUAACUUGAGUACAAUUUUUUAAUUUAUUUGGGUAUAAACAUUGAUUCAUAUAAAUUAAUUUUUUUAAUUAAAUUUUCUAUCUUUUAUCGAUGAUUUUUUGGUAAACUGUCAUUCGACCAUAGCUGUUUAUUUUAUGACAUCACGUUUAUGCUAAGGUGACCGUAUGUUGAAAUCUGGUACAUUGAACACAUGUAUAGAUAAUUUCAAUAAAGAUAAAAAAAUAUGUAUGUAGCACUUGCUAGUCACAAACACUUUUCUCCACUUACCCUUAAUUUUCUUAUCACGACUCGACAAGGAUGACCUUUCUGUAGGCUUGUUAUUUUUCCCAAUGUUGCUCAUUGACAAUUAUACUUUUUCGUAAGACUGUAACACUUAUAGAAUAACAGUAACAUCCAAUUCAUCAGCUAAUCAUGUUGUUUCACUUGCAUGUUAUUAUCGUAUCCGUCAGAACAUUAUGUUAAAGGAAAUACUAAAAAAAUAAUCUAAAUCAUGCUCACAACUUAUAAGUCAAUUACGAUCAAUUGCAAA
This is a messenger RNA of Phymastichus coffea, 13855 nucleotides long. It is a transcript of the gene nonC, whose product is annotated as serine/threonine-protein kinase SMG1. Lineage: Eukaryota; Metazoa; Arthropoda; Insecta; Hymenoptera; Eulophidae. The transcript is spliced from 26 exons. Gene Ontology annotation, cellular component: TORC2 complex; TORC1 complex; nucleus. The record is from RefSeq and is a predicted model, not a curated record. Gene Ontology annotation, biological process: negative regulation of macroautophagy; TOR signaling; phosphorylation. Bases 218 to 11296 code for a protein of 3692 amino acids. Gene Ontology annotation, molecular function: protein binding; protein serine/threonine kinase activity.